This is a messenger RNA of Aphanomyces astaci, 1198 nucleotides long. RefSeq lists its product as hypothetical. Gene Ontology annotation, molecular function: protein binding. NCBI's taxonomy places the organism in Eukaryota, Oomycota, Saprolegniomycetes, Saprolegniales, Verrucalvaceae. The transcript is spliced from 8 exons. The record is from RefSeq and is a predicted model, not a curated record. The coding region runs from base 14 to 1111 and encodes 365 amino acids.
CGCACGACCAAUUAUGCCGCCGCUAACUCUGCAUACCCGCGACACUGGCCUCCAUGCUGACUGCGUGGAGAGCUGUCCCGUCGAAGGCCAUGAGAAUAUCAUGGCCGUUGGAACGUAUCACUUGUCCAAACACGAAGGCGAGGCGGACACGCGUAGUGGAACCAUCGCUUUGCAUUCGUUAACAACAAAGUCUGACGACGGCAGUGUCGACAUGGAGGACACGUCCGUGGUGCAGAUGCAGAGCGGAGUGUUCGACAUGAAGUGGUCGUUUCCCCGCGUGCACAACAAAGCGCUCAUAGGUAUUGCAACGGCGGCUGGGACGUUGGAAGUCAUGGAGUUGCAAGAGGAAUCCCAAGCAUUGGUACAUGUGGCGUCUACCGCGCCCAGCGACACGAUGUUUCUGUCCUUGGACUGGAACAAUCGGGUCGUCCCAACUGCCAACCCACAGGUGGCAGUGAGUCAAUCGAAUGGACGAGUGUCGGUGUGGCAGCACGGGGAGGCGGCGCUGGACCGUGUGCAAGAGUGGCGCGCCCACGAUAUGUUUGGGAGUGAGAUUGAAGUGUGGAUCACAGCUUGGAACUACCACCACGCCGAUGUGUUGUACACUGGCGGCGACGACGCUACGUUCAAAGGAUGGGACACGCGGGAAACGACUCGUCCUACAUUUGUCAACCGGUCCGUCCACAGCAUGGGUGUCUGCAGCAUGCACACACAUCCUCACCAUGAGCAUGUACUCGCCGUCGGCAGCUACGACGAGACCAUUUCCAUCUGGGACACGCGGUCGUUCAAGCAACCGACGCUGCAGUAUGGCACGGGCGGCGGCGUGUGGCGGCUCAAGUGGCAUCCAUUGGCGUCGCAUGACUCGUUGUUGCUGGCAGCAUGCAUGCACAAUGGAUUUCAAGUCCAUGACGUGGCACGUCUUGGCAAGCCCACGACAGAGGAGCAGCAGCGACGUGUUCAAACCCGAGCACACUACACCCAGCAAACGUCGUUGGCGUACGGUGUCGACUGGUGGCUCGACCCUGCGACCCUUCAGUCCCAGCACCAGGUGGUCGGCAGCGCUUCGUUCUACGACCAUGCGUUUCACGUGUGGAGUACCGUGACUACAUAGUUGUAGUUGACUACAUAGUUGUAGUUGGUUGGCUGUUGCUGCUGCUGCAAAUCAAACACUUUUUUAGUCUUGUUAUAGCGUUCUCGU